This is a messenger RNA of Aureobasidium subglaciale EXF-2481, 774 nucleotides long. RefSeq lists its product as uncharacterized. The record is from RefSeq and is a predicted model, not a curated record. The coding region runs from base 1 to 774 and encodes 257 amino acids. The transcript has 3 exons. Lineage: Eukaryota; Fungi; Ascomycota; Dothideomycetes; Dothideales; Saccotheciaceae.
AUGCAUCUUCCUACUCUGACCCUGCUUUAUGCAGCAUCUGCCAUCGCAUCGCCUCUCGCGCUUCGCUCUGAGCAUGACGCUGCUGUCAUGCUGCCCGAGGAUGUGAUGGUUCUCACCAAGAACGGCACUGUCGAGGCCAUCAAGUCGACUGAGUGGAUCUCUACGCUUGAAGCCGCAGGAGUCCUACUUGAGAGGCCAGCUGUUGACGAAGCAUAUCUCAAUGCGACGGAUCGGCCUGCAGAGAUCUUCAGCUCCAAGGCAAACCUUGAGAAGCGACAAGCAAGCUGCGAUAAUACUUUCGCGGUCGUCACUGACACUACUCAGCGAUUCGUUGACUGGGACGUUCAAAUGUCGCCUGUAGUCUGCGCCGUGGGUGACAUGGAUAUCAGUGUCAUGAAAGGAUACACUGUCGCCAACGCGGUGACUGUCUCAGGAAGUGGCAGUCCGACCCUGAUUGCCAACAAGUUGACUGCACAGUUCGGAGUCCAGUUCCAGCGUACUUGGACAACACAGAGCUCUGUCACCACCAAGGGUACUGUCAAGGACGGCAACUGUGGUGUUAUGAUAACUCGUCCUUUGGUCACUCGUCGUUAUGGUCGUACCAUGCAAGGCUGUCCAGGAAGCUUCAAGCAAGUCGGGACUUGGAUGGCAGAUGAUCAUGGCAGUGGCAGCUACGCAGGUAUUGACUGGAUCUCGGGGGCAAUCUCUAUGUGUAGCAAGAAGCAGAGUACGCCCCCUCUUACUCGUUGUGAGGGAGCUGGCGAAUUCAACUGA